Paramormyrops kingsleyae is the source of this 5043-nucleotide messenger RNA. The record is from RefSeq and is a predicted model, not a curated record. NCBI's taxonomy places the organism in Eukaryota, Metazoa, Chordata, Actinopteri, Osteoglossiformes, Mormyridae.
UCAAUUGAUAUUGAUAUUAUUAAAAAUUUUCAAAAGUUAUUUUAAAAUGUCAGGACUAAGUCAUGAAUUAUGGUUUUAUUCACAUCCAUGUUUCCCAACUGGAAAACAUGAAAAGUGCAUUUCUGCUGAACAAUGCAAUAUCACAUAAGAUGUUAAAAUAUGAAAAAAAUAUGUAAACAAAUAUUUCAAGUAUGUAACACAUAGGUUCUUCAGGUAAAUGCUUAUAUCCGAAUAAGGUAUUAUAUGACAUUUUUUUCAGUACCGUUGUGUUCCUCUGCUGAACUGUUCCACAUGAACCAAAGAAAAAGAAACAACAAAAAAAGAAUAACAAAUUAAGUAAAUAUGUACAGAGCCCUAGAAGGGACCCGGAGAGGGGAAAAACUGAAAAUUUUAAAAGACAGUUUCAUGUUUCAAAUAUUUAACAGCUAGGUUGUUCAGAAGUUUACUGUAUGGAGUUAAAUUGCAGCCACAUAGUGCUGCAAACAAAUGUGUGUACUGUAAACAAAAACACAUAUACUGCAGACAAAAUCAAUGUAUUAAGAUUUCUUUCUUUGCUGGUUUUUGAAUAUAUAUUUUACUGCAUGUGCGCUGACCUUUGCAAUAUUUUUUUCCCUUUGUGCUACAGUUUUCUUUGCAUUUCACUAUUUUGCCACUUUUUGACAAGGUGUGGGUGGGCAGGGCUUUGUGGGGGGUUUCUGCCCCCUGAUCAACAAUCCAUAUCACCUGCCUGAUUUGUACCUCACAUGUAUGCACAUGCCUAGCAUUUUUGAGCAUGCGUAUAUCACGUUACUUUUUCUGGUACUGACUGAUCUAUUCAUUUUGUCAUUUUAUGUCUACAAUAAAAUCAAUAUUGUAUGUAAAAAUGUAUCGAGUAUAAUAGACAAAUUUGAUACCUCGCUCAACUAUAUUUCCAAUGCAAAGAAUUGCUUCAAUAAUCAUAAUUAGCCAACGAUUUACAUCCCUAGUGUAUAUCGGUUAAUAGCAUUGUAGCACAAGUCAAAUUCAUAGCUGAUACAGCCCAUUAAUAACAGUUGUCUAUUUUACAACUGCAAAGUAAAUUAAUGUUACCACAUCAAAUUUUUAAUAGUUGUAUUACAUUUGACUAGUAUGGUUUGAGAUUUUUUUUCGAAGUAUUUGAAGUAUUUUAAUAGACAAUACACAAUUUAAAUGGAUAAAUUGUAUAUAUUAAUUUUACUACAGCUAGAUGCUGAAAUACAUUAAUUUCUUUUGACAGUAGCUUGUCCUCUGCAUAACACAGUUGACCUAAUGAUUAAAUGAAGUAGUAAAUUUUUGUAGUAAAUUAGCAACAUUCUGAAACAUAUUACCAGUUUGGUUAAUCAUCUGGCAGUUCAUGAACUCAUCUGUUAUUUAAUAGGAUGAGAAAGCCCUGGAUAUUUUCGUUUGAAAACAAAAGUGUUUUCAAGCAGGACACAGACUGUGCCGUUCACUACUGCCAAGUCCCUUUUUUUUUACCCAUCCAUUCCCAUAAUCAUUAGCUAAGUCUGAGGAAUUCCAAGGGAAACAAUUGAAAGUAGUGGUCCAGUUGUUUAAAAAAAAAAAAAGUACGUCUGGAAAUUACUGAUGUCUUGAACAUAGUGCAACACUAUAUAAAUGAACCCCGAUUUAAGCCUGUGUUUCUCUGUGCAUAUUGUGCAAGAGUAUUGACGAUAGUAAUUACUGCAACAGAUACCAGAAUGCAUCAAAACAGAUUAUUUUCGCAUCAUGAUUUAAAGUAUCAUUAUUAAUCGUCUUGCUAACAUAUUUCAUGCCUGAGCUUACCUGUGCUCCAUUUUGUGUUUCGGGGGUAAAAUGGCUGCCAGACAGAGCAAACCAUGUGACUGCAGCUGUGCUUUGUGCUGGAGAAGCCGAAUAACCUGUAAUUGUGAAAUGCCUUCAUUAGUGCAUGAAUGUUUAAGUAAUGGUUAUGCAGACUGUUCGGGAAUAAAUGGCAAGGAUUAUAAUAGUCUACAGAAGAUGAUUAAAUGGUCAGGUCCUCUAAGAUUGCCGGUCCAGGGGUAUAAAAGGAAAAUGGGCUUGAAUCAUUUGAAUUGAUGGCUCUUCUGUUAUCAUUGCAGUGGGUGCGAGAAUGUUGGCCUUGAUCAAGUGGUCUUCAGGCUAUUUGCAUAACCAAUUGACAAAGAAAGCGUUUCAAGUCACACCCCAAAGUACCUAAGGAACGUCUUCUCCAGUAAUUUGAGUGAUUCAUGCAGUUUCACUGUUGACAUACAGUUGGCAUGAAUUGUGAAGACGAGGUUACAGAGAAGGCAGUGCAUUCCUGGUCCAGGUUCACCUCGGCUGGAAAGACUGCACUUUUGGAAGCCUUGAGGGUUUUUAGUCCCAUGUCCAAGGAUCUUCUGGACACUGAGAUACAGCUGGUAUCCUUUCUUCAGGGCCUCAAAGAAGAAGGUCAUAAGCCCACUGUGCUGAAGAGCAAGGAUGUCUAUGGCUACAAUUCCUGCACAGCAGAACCAAUUCCGGAAGCAAAGUUAUCAAAAAUACAGGAACCUUUUAACAAGGUUCCAAAGUUACAAAAAUCUGGUAAGCGACGCAGAAGGAAACCUGGUACCAAGAAGAAAGAAAUUAAUUAUACACUCUUGAGUGCAGCGGCUAAACUCAUUUUGAAGAAUCAACCUAAAAUUCUAUUGACAAACCUCUCAAGAGAGACUUUAAAACGGACAGUCCAUUCCAAGCGACCGGUUUUAAACAUCAGGCCUGUCCAGAUGCCAUGUCUUAAACUGACUAAUAUCAAAGGGCCCUCUAGGGGCCAUACAGCAAAGUUGCAGAUUCAUACAGGAUUAGGGUCUCGAUCAGUUGCUUUGCCCAACUCCCACAGGUUACCUGGACUGUCAGAGAUACCUGUGCAACCACUGGAACAUUCAGCAAAAACUGCUAAAGUGGUAGCUUUGGAGAAAAGAAUGGUUUCCUGCCCAAUAAAGUUGGGAGUGAUGCUGAAACGAGAGACUGUUCCAGCAGUACAUGAGAAUGGUAGGGUCUUGAAGGAAAGCAACAACUACAAACCAGUGCCCAUAAAACGUCGCAGAUCCACUGUGGCUAACAAAAAGCUGGGCUUGAGGGAUAAGGGUGCAGCUCGGGUGCGGAAGAGAAAACGGCAUGAGGAAGCCGAGGACAAGAUGCUGAGGAAGACGGCUAAAAACGGAGUCUGGGUUGUGAAAGGUCAAGAGGAUUCCAGGCUAAACGAGAACAAUCUUAGGUUCAAGGUGAUCAAGGUGGAUGAUUCCAUCACAGAUGAAGAGGUACGAAGAAAAGCCCAGAAGAUUUUGCAAGUUAAUUUGUCGCCCGUUAUUGAAAUUCAACCACUCAUCACUUACCCCGUGUAAAUCAUACUCAUGCUACAAAAGCUCUGCAUGAUCCCUGCAACUAGCUUUUAUUUUUACUUUUCUACCAAUGCCUUGUUGAGCCUGAACUCAACGUCGAAGCAUUUUUAUAAUGGGAAAAAGACAUUUAGGGUCGAAUUUACCCUUUCAUCCAGCAAAGACAACGUAUGUAAUGUCUGUGUUUCGCCUUUCCUGCAUUAAAGGGACAGUGCACAGUGUAGGAGCGCAGUUGCUAGAUAGUGGAACAAUUAUCACCUUUCAUGUGUCUUUUUUUUUUUUCUUUCGAAAAGGGUGCAGGUUUAAAUUUUGACAGUUUUAUAUGGUGCACUGUGAAAUGACAUUUCAUCCGUUUUGUUAAGAUAAAGGAAGCCAUGGUGUCAUAUUACUAUGCAGUAUCUAUAAAGCUGUUUCUUUAAAAUGGCGACACAGAUUAGUGUGCUGUAUUGUAGGUUUUUAUUUUAGUAUUUGGCCAUACCCUAGAAUUCCAUUUUUGGGAAGAUUCCUUUGUUCACCUGAACAUAUUUUUAUUUUCAUUUAAAAUCAUUCACUUUAAGGGCACCUAGUGGCUUUUUCCAAAGCCUCUGGGGAAGAUUCUGUUGGGUUUUGGUUGAGAUUUAAAUAAUGCAUCAGAAUGCGCUCUUCAGACUGUUCAGAAAUGUGUGUGCUGAAUUUCAUCACUUUGUAUUGCAAGCAUUUUAAUUCAGGGCAUGAUUAAAUGGCCGUGUUUUGUAUAAAACAUCGCAUCCAUGAGUAGAUACUUAUAUUGUGGCCCAGUUAGAGAGAGCACAUUUCAUUUCCACUUUCCUCAUGCAAGGUAAAACAGAUUUCCCUUUGGAGAAUCCAGACAUGGUAACUGAUCAGUGGGCUGCUCCUGGACUGAAUAUUUUCUCACCUUACAAAAUACACUAGCUUCAGUAAUAGCUCCAUUUUAUUUAAAAAAACAUUCAGUCUAAUUAUUUACAAAUGUAUUUCAUACUUGGUAUUACUUUUACAUCUCUAGAGUACAACUAUUUAAACAAAUGUUGGGUUUUCAUACUUACCAUUGACCGUUAGUAUGUGCUGCUUUGCCUUUAAUGUAACUUGGGUUUGAAAAUAAAGGUCUCGACCCUGUACUGGGUAUGCAUCCGGAAGAUGGAUGGAUGUGUGAAAUAAAAGCAAAACAAACCCUUCUGAUGAACAGUUGGCAUUGACAGUUGUUCUUGUGCCAAACAGGUCCAUUUGGUGCCUUUAUGUUGCUUACAUUUUCUCCAAUAUUUCAAAAUGAUCUGUAGAAUAACUUGGAUUGAGUUCUACUUUAAAUUGCUUCCAGUGUUUUUAGAUAUUUUUUUUUUAUCUAGUUCCUGAAAUGCUUCUUUGCAUAUUGACUUAGCUUUUUGGUUCCUGAAAUACUUCCUUCUUAUACAGAGUAUGGUAUUUUCCCAUGCUUGCUUCAGGGUUUUGACUUGACACUGGACAAAGGCAACAAUACCAAAACAAAUGAUGUGGAUUUGAGGUUGUGUUCUGGAGAACCGGAAGAUGCACUUUCUAUAAAGACACGGUAACUUCCCCCUGUGACAUUUUCCAAUUUCUGUAUGUGUAACUUGAAUUUAAAUGUUUGAGACUGGCAAUUUUCAUACAUAAUUGUUUUUUGUAAAAAUGACAUCAUUUUCCCCCGCCAGAGUGGUCUUGUGAACAAUGCUGAUUAAACAUUUGAAAUCUGUACAGUCAA